Aureobasidium namibiae CBS 147.97 is the source of this 405-nucleotide messenger RNA. RefSeq lists its product as uncharacterized. Lineage: Eukaryota; Fungi; Ascomycota; Dothideomycetes; Dothideales; Saccotheciaceae. Bases 1 to 405 code for a protein of 134 amino acids. The transcript has a single exon. The record is from RefSeq and is a predicted model, not a curated record.
AUGGCCGCAGUUGCCACUGCUGCCCCCACCGCUCAACCCAACGCUGCUCCUGAACCCGCCUUCUCGUCCUGGGGCAAGAAGUACAACCCGAAGCUCUGGAACGGCUGGGGUGACGCUCCUGGCCAGGUCUACCGCCGUGAAGCUGAAGCUGACCCAGCAUUCUCCUCAUGGGGUAAGAAGUACAACCCUCACCUCUGGAACGGCUGGGGUGAUGCACCUGGCCAAGUCUAUCGCCGCGAGGCCGAGGCUGAAGCCGACCCUGCCUUCUCUUCCUGGGGCAAGACAUACAACCCCAAGCUCUGGAACGGCUGGGGCGACGCACCCGGCCAAGUCUACCGCCGCGAGCCCGAGGCCACCACCACCGAAGCCGCUGCCGUCGAGACUGAGGCUGCUGAGGCCAAGUAA